This is a messenger RNA of Vombatus ursinus (common wombat), 1340 nucleotides long. Its product is annotated as beta-1,4-galactosyltransferase 3-like. NCBI's taxonomy places the organism in Eukaryota, Metazoa, Chordata, Mammalia, Diprotodontia, Vombatidae. Gene Ontology annotation, biological process: carbohydrate metabolic process. The record is from RefSeq and is a predicted model, not a curated record. Bases 119 to 1153 code for a protein of 344 amino acids. Gene Ontology annotation, molecular function: glycosyltransferase activity. The transcript is spliced from 7 exons.
GAACAGGAUCACACCUGAGCUUGGCAGAGGCAAGGAGCCAAGAGGUGAUCCAUUGGGCAAAGUUGACUGGGCCUGCCCAGGGAGCAGGGCAGAACCCUACCUCCCUCCUGCCCCCAACAUGGUGGCACCGGGCCGAGCGCUGUUCAUCUUCUUCGGACUGCAGCUGGCAAUAAUGGCGGUCUUGUAUCACCAAGGUUACCACCACCAGGUCAGCUAUGUCCUGAAAAUGCUGACCACCAGCGUCCUUAGUACCACCGACACCAUCCUGACAGUGAAAGAUGUCUACAGCGGCCUGGACCAAAUCCAACCCCUGAGCCCUACCAAGGAAGACCUGCCCACCUGCCCCAAGACCUCUCCUUUCGUCAGUGGCCCUCUGAAGGUGAGCUUCCCUCUUGAUAUAACGCUGGAUGACAUCGUUCAGAAGAACCCGCUGGUGCAGCUGGGAGGCCACUAUCAGCCACCCAACUGCUGGGCUCUUCACCACACGGCCAUCAUCAUCCCCUACCGGGCCAGGAGAAGGCACCUGCACCAGCUGCUCUACCACCUGCACCCCUUCUUGCAGAGACAGCAGAUCCACUAUGCCAUCUAUGUGGUGCACCAGAUGGACAAUUAUACCUUUAACCGAGGGAAGCUAUUGAAUGUGGGCUUCAAAGAGGCCAUGAAGGAGAAUAACUGGCAGUGUCUUUACUUCCAUGAUGUGGAUCUGAUUCCUGAGGAUGACCGAAACAUCUACGACUGCAGUGCCUUUCCCAUGCAUGCUUCCGUAGCCAUUGACAAGUUCCAGUAUGAGCUUCCUUACCAGACAUACUUUGGGGGUGUGAUGGCACUGCAGCCCAUUCACUAUCUGAAGAUCAAUGGUUUUCCCAACAACUACUGGGGCUGGGGGGGUGAGGAUGAUGACAUUGCAUCCAGAAUUUUCCUGAAUAAGAUGUCAAUCUCCCGGCCUCCAGCAGUAUUUGGCCGCUACCACAUGCUGAAGCAUGGUCAUGACAGAGGAAAUAAGGCCAACCCCAACAGGUUUCAGCUCCUCUCCAGAACCCAUCUGAGGUGGCGUUACAAUGGGAUGAAUAAUCUCCUCUACAGCUUACUGUCCAAGGAGCAGACCCCCCUCUACACCAACCUCACAGUGCACUUUGGUAUCGAUUACCACUAAUUGUGGUGCUUUCCUUGGGGCCCCUGGCCCCAACUCUUCUGCCUAGAACUCUGGGUCUCUUGCCUCUUGUCCCACCACAUGCCUCAUCUCUCCCAUUCAUCAAGGACCAAAGUCAGACACUCAAGACAAAUAUACAGGGAGCAGAAGGGAGAAGAAAUGUGGAAGGAGGCAGUGAGGGUUAGCGCUA